Messenger RNA from Anguilla anguilla (European eel), 2982 nucleotides. Its product is annotated as arf-GAP with coiled-coil, ANK repeat and PH domain-containing protein 3-like. The transcript is spliced from 26 exons. Gene Ontology annotation, molecular function: protein binding; GTPase activator activity. Gene Ontology annotation, cellular component: cytoplasm. Bases 175 to 2826 code for a protein of 883 amino acids. The record is from RefSeq and is a predicted model, not a curated record. NCBI's taxonomy places the organism in Eukaryota, Metazoa, Chordata, Actinopteri, Anguilliformes, Anguillidae.
UGUAGUAGAACGAAAUGCUUUGGAACUGAUUGCGGUGUAGUGGAGAGUGACAUCGCUCGCUGAACGAAGAAACUCCUGCGAGGCAAGGGAAUACACAUUUUAUAGUAAAUUUCGUUCAGCAAACUUGAGAAAUGAAAUAUAUACAUUAAACGAGAAAAAGGAAUAAAACCAAAAAUGACGGUGGAUUUUGAAGAAUGUAUUAAGGAUUCGCCCAGAUUCAGAGCGAACAUCGAUGAAGUGGAGACAGACGUGGUGGAAAUCGAAGCUAAGCUAGAUAAGCUGGUGAAGCUAUGCAGCGGGAUGAUCGAGGCGGGACGGGCGUACGUCAGCGCCAACAAGCUCUUCGUCACCGGCGUGCGGGACCUGUCCCAGCAGUGCAAGAACGACCAGAUGAUCUCGGAGUGCCUGGAGAAGUGCGGGGAGCGUCUCCAGGAAAUCGUCAACUACCACACGAUUCUCUUCGAUCAAGCUCAGAGGUCCGUGAAGCAGCAGCUGCACAACUUUGUGAAAGAUGACAUCCGCAAGUUCAAGGACACGAAGAAGCAGUUCGACAAGGUGCGGGAGGACAUGGAGAUCGCCCAGGUGAAGAACGCCCAGGCGCCCCGUAACAAGCCCCACGAGGUGGAGGAGGCCACCGGCACCCUCACCCUCACCCGGAAGUGCUUCCGCCACCUCGCCCUGGACUACGUGCUGCAGAUCAAUGUUCUGCAGGCAAAGAAGAAAUUUGAAAUCCUAGAUGCGAUGCUGUCAUUCAUGCACGCCGAGUACACGCUCUUCCACCAGGGCUACAACCUGCUGGACGAGAUCGACCCCUACAUGAAGAAGCUAGCCGCCGAGCUGGACCAGCUGGUGAUCGACUCGGCCAUGGAGAAGAGAGAGAUGGAGCACAAGCACGCCAUCAUCCAGCAGAGGACCUUAAUGCAGGACUUCUCCUACGAUGACUCCAAGGUGGAGUUCAACGUGGACGCCCCCGACGGCGUGGUGAUGGAGGGGUACCUGUUCAAGAGGGCCAGCAACGCCUUCAAGACCUGGAACAGACGGUGGUUCUCAAUACAGAACAGUCAACUGGUGUAUCAGAAGAAGCUAAAGGAUGCCCUGACGGUGGUGGUGGAAGACUUGAGGCUGUGUUCAGUCAAACCCUGCGAGGACAUCGAGAGGAGGUUCUGCUUCGAGGUCGUCUCUCCCACAAAGAGCUGUAUGCUGCAGGCGGAGUCUGAGAAGCUGCGGCAGUCCUGGAUCCAGGCUGUGCAGGCCAGCAUCGCCUCGGCCUACAGAGAGAUCCCCGACAACUACUACAUCGAGCGUUUGGACCGCACCGCCUCCCCGUCCACCAGCAGCAUCGACUCGGCCAGCGAGCCGCGGGAGCGCAGCGUGCGGGGGGGCGAGAGCAUCGUGCAGCGCGCCCAGGGCAUCCCGGGCAACGAGCAGUGCUGCGACUGCGGCCAGCCCGACCCGCGCUGGGCCAGCAUCAACCUGGGCAUCCUGCUGUGCAUCGAGUGCUCCGGCAUCCACAGGUACCUUAACCCCUACCCUAACCCUAACCCUAACCCUAACCCGCGCUGGGCCAGCAUCAACCUGGGCAUCCUGCUGUGCAUCGAGUGCUCCGGCAUCCACAGGAGUUUGGGGGUUCAGUGCUCGAAGGUCCGAUCACUGACUCUGGACUCGUGGGAGCCUGAGUUACUGAAGCUGAUGUGUGAACUGGGCAAUGGAACCGUCAAUCAGAUCUACGAGAGCACAUGCGAGCAGCUGGGUCUGAAGAAACCGGGGCCGUCCAGCUCCAGACAGGAGAAGGAGGCCUGGAUAAAGGCCAAGUACGUGGAGAAGAAGUUCCUGAAGAAGAUGGCGGGCAGCGAGGCGCUGGCGGACGCGGAACGCAAAUCCCGCCGCUGGAGCGACAAGAAGUGCCGGCGCCACAACAGCUCCGUCAGAGCGCUCCAGUCCCGCCGCAAGUACCGGCGGGAGCCCGGCAGCGCCUCCCCCGGCAACCUCUCCUCAGCGGCCGCUGCUGCCGCCCAGUUCCGCAGAGACUCGCUCUUCUGUCCCGACGAGCUGGACUCUCUCUUCUCCUACUUCGACACGGGCUCCGGGCCGCGCAGCCCGGCAGGUCUCAGCAGUGACAGCGGUCUCGGCGGCAGCACCGACGGCAGCACCGACAUCCUGGUGUUCGGCUCCGUGGUGGACAGCGUCACAGAGGAAGAGUGUGAGGAGUCUGAGGAGUCCAGCGGGGAGGUGGAGCUGGAGCCGGAGGCGUCGGACCCGGAGGACCUGCGGGACCUGCACCCGGGGGCCCUGCUGUACAAGGCGUCCCGCGCCCGAAACCUGCCCGUCAUGGCCGAGGCGCUGGCGCACGGAGCCGACGUCAACCUGGCCAGCGAGGAGGACGAGGGCAAGAGCCCGCUCAUACAGGCAGUGAUGGGGGGCUCCCUCAUCGCCUGCGAGUUCCUGCUCCAAAAUGGCGCCGACGUGAACCAAAGAGACACGCGGGGACGCGGCCCCCUCCACCACGCCACGUACCUGGGGCACACAGGGCAAGUGUGCCUGUUCUUGAAGCGGGGUGCCACUCAGACCGAUGGGGACGAGGACGGACACGACCCCCUGAGCAUCGCCGUGCAGGCCGCCAACGCCGACAUCGUCACCUUGCUGCGCCUGGCCCGGAUGAACGAGGAGAUGCGGGAGUCGGAGGGCCCCUUCGGACAGCCAGAUACGGAUGUUGCCACGGUCACCAGGAAAGUAAAGAACAAGGAUUUUCGGGAUAGAGGGACAGCACGUACGCCGACAUCUUUCGGGAGUUUUCUCACUUGGCGUCACACAAUCCCGAAAAGCUGAAGCGAAGGAGCCGGCACUUCCGACACUCCUUCAGGUAGCGCCCGCGCCCGAGCUCGCGCCCCAGCGGGAACUCGCGGGAAAGCCGUCCUCGUACUUGAAGAGCGCCGUCGUCACUUUCUGAGCUCCCCGAAUCAUCCCUUUUUUUUCGGAAUGUUC